Molecule: messenger RNA, 1881 nt
Organism: Juglans microcarpa x Juglans regia
Lineage: Eukaryota; Viridiplantae; Streptophyta; Magnoliopsida; Fagales; Juglandaceae
Product: transcription repressor MYB6-like
Exons: 3
Coding region: 230-1177 (315 amino acids)
Source: RefSeq, a predicted model, not a curated record
ACUCGUGGCUAGCUUAAGCAAUUUAUUACAAACAUGAAGACUGAUAUUUGUAAGGAAACAUAACCCGAUUGCAGUUAUAUUUGUUGUGCUAAUUAUAUUAUAUAUUCAGCUUUAUGCAAGAGAUCUUUCCGUUUCUUUUCAAAUUUUUUUCUAUUUUUUCCAAUGGUGGUUCAUUAGGCUUUAGCCAAAUUUCUCAAGAAGUUGAUCAAACAAAAUACACUAAAAGAUCAUGGGCAGUCAUCGUUGCUGCAACAAACAGAAGAUUAAACGAGGGCUAUGGUCUCCUGAAGAAGAUGAGAAGCUCAUCCGAUAUCUCACCACCCGUGGACAUGGAAGCUGGAGUUCUGUCCCAAAACUUGCUGGUUUGCAUAGGUGUGGAAAGAGUUGCAGAUUGAGAUGGAUAAACUAUCUAAGACCAGAUCUUAAGAGGGGUUCGUUCACUCCAGAAGAAGAACAGAUCAUCAUUGAUGUUCAUAGAAUUGUAGGCAACAAUAGAUGGGCUCAGAUAGCCAAGCAUCUCCCUGGAAGAACAGACAAUGAGGUGAAGAACUUUUGGAACUCGUGCAUCAAGAAAAGGUUUCUCUCCCAAGGGUUGGACCCAAACACUCACAAUCUAAUAUCUUCUCACCAGAAAGCCUUCGGUAAGGUUGCAUGCAGUAUAUCUCAAGGCCGCCAUGAUCAACAACCCAUUUCAGUUUUCACACUGAAUUCUCAGAACUCAGAUUCUAUGAAAAUGGAAAUACCUAAUCCUCCGCCUUCGUUGCUUCAAACCAUGGCCAUAACCACCACUGAAGAUCGAAACCCUAAUGUUGCUUCAAACUUUGGCUGCACACCUUAUAUUUCUUCAUCUUCCUCUUCCUCCUCCUUGAAUUCAUCUGGGUUUGGGAUCAUAAAUCAUGAGAGGGAUACUGCUCCUCUCCAACACUGUGGGACACCAAGAAUAGAAGGAGAGCGACCAAUAUUGAGACAAGAACAGCAAUUUGAGAAAAAUGAGUAUCAUCAGAUUUGUGAGAUGGAAACCGAUCAAAUCAGUGAAUUAGCUAAGGGUAACCAGAACAUGAAUGCUUCAGUUGGGAGCUCUGACUUGGAUCUUCUUGAUCAGUAUAUGGAGUCUACACUUAUGUCUGGUUUAAUGUAUUAUGAUUUGAGCUAUAUAGACGAUCUUGCAUGGAAAUAGCUAUAGCAGGCUUUCAUUUGUGUCAUGUAUAAGUGGGUUUUGCUUUGUAAAUCUGUAAUGCCCUUCUUGCCCAUAUAUACACAAUCGAGAUGCUAUUUUGAAAUCUGGUGACAGGGAUCAAGGUGGGUUGAAUUUGUAACGUUUGAGAUGUGGACAAAAAAAAAAAAAAAAAAAAAAAAAAAAAUAGGGAUUAGUACAUGUGAGAAGAGCUAGAAGCUUGUAAAAAAACAGUGUUUCAUAUUGGAGUUUUGCCUAUCUCUCUGCUCCUCCAGAAAUAAAAGCUAGCUCCUCCAAAUACCCGCCGGAAAAGUCCACCGGGUAAAGGGAGAAACUCCUCUCCUACUCUAAAUUCGGCCUCCCCAGCUCAUACUUCCCUUUUUUUCUCCAUCUUCCUCGUACUUUUCACUCCAUUUUUUUCUCUUUUUUCCUUAUUUCUCUUUGCUAAUUUGAAGAUAGAUCUAUACAUUGCUCCACCUAACUGUUAAUCAAGAAAAUCAGACGAACCCCAACAUCAUUAAUAUUCUCACUCAACAGCCAAAUCUUCACAGCUCACAACCAAAUCAAGUUCAAUCUCCAGGUCCUAUUUUGUAGGACUUAUCUCAUCUUUUCUUACCUUACUUAUAUUUGAAUUGUAAUCUUGUAUUUGAAUUAUCUAUCUCUUGGUAAUGUUUAAAUUCUUGUACUUUCUAUAUAUAUGAAAAUCA